This is a messenger RNA of Cuscuta campestris, 815 nucleotides long. The record is from the annotation of a GenBank genome assembly. NCBI's taxonomy places the organism in Eukaryota, Viridiplantae, Streptophyta, Magnoliopsida, Solanales, Convolvulaceae.
AGAAUGUCUUCAUAUUUUCUAAACACUUAUAUGCAUUUUGUAUUCUGUAAAUAAUCUAAUUUCAGAUGCAUGUAUUCAGAUUUAAAAUGGAUAUAGAAGACAUAAUUCAAUCAUUAGAUGGAGACCUUUGUCCAAUUGAAGCUGGAUUGGUGAAGGCAACCACUGACCAUCUCUUAACGAUCAUUGAGUCUGAUUUUCAUUUUACUGAUAGAGUUAUCAAGAACAAGCCGUACCCAAAGUCAAGGUACUGCCGUGGUGUGCCAGACCCAAAGAUCAGGAUCUAUGAUGUGGGGAUGAAGAAAAAGGGGGUUGAUGAGUUCCCCUACUGUGUGCAUUUGGUCAGUUGGGAAAAGGAAAAUGUGUCCAGCUCCAAACUGGAAUGUGAGGUGCUUUUUGGGAAGCCACAGGGGGUUUGUGCCCGAGUUGCCAUUGGACAGGUUCUUCUCUCUGUUCGUUGCAAGGAUGCCAAUGGAGUCCAUGCUCAGGAGGCCCUUCGCCGCGCAAAGUUUAAGUUCCCUGCCCGUCAAAAGAUCAUUGUUAGCCGCAAAUGGGGAUUCACCAAGUUGAACAGCUCGGACUAUGUGAACUACAAGAAAGAGAAUCGUCUUGUGAAUGAUGGUGUCAAUGCCAAGCUCCUUGGAUGCCAUGGGCCACUUGCAAAUCGUCAACCUGGAAGAGCGUUUUUGACGGCUGUUUAAGACACCUUAUGGGCACAAUCCUUUGUUUUGGCGCAUUUAGUGUUCCAAUUUUGUGUUCAAGAAGAUAAUUUCUGCAUGGAACUUAUGUUUGUUUUUGAAUUAAUGUGGAUUGCAAUU